Molecule: messenger RNA, 411 nt
Organism: Mustela erminea (ermine)
Lineage: Eukaryota; Metazoa; Chordata; Mammalia; Carnivora; Mustelidae
Product: beta-defensin 126-like
Exons: 3
Coding region: 1-411 (136 amino acids)
Biological process (GO): innate immune response
Cellular component (GO): extracellular region
Source: RefSeq, a predicted model, not a curated record
AUGAAGUCCCUACUGUUCACUCUUGGAAGCUUCAUACUCCUGGCCCAAUUGGUUUCAGGUAGUUGGUAUGUGAGAAAAUGUGCAAACAGAACUGGAAAUUGCAGGUCGAUGUGCAGAGUGGGAGAAACGAUGAUACAGCCUCCUACUGGGAUGUGCCCCAAAGAAAAACUGUGCUGCAUCCUAUCUAGCCAAAUUGCCUGUGUGGUAACCUCAAAGACGACAACCACGACACAUACUUCAGAAAGUCGAAUGAGUACCUGGGAUCCUUGCUUCAUUAAAUCAAAGGGCUUUAUUCUGGUGUCACUCUUCUUGCUACACCCCAUUCUCCCAUGCCUCCUCGUAAAAAUGUCUGGAAGGGCAUCAUGUUUCCUUAGCACCAGCAGUGCCAGGGGAGGGAUGCAAAUAAGGUAG